CAUUCAACUCUAGGCAAUUGAAAUAGUUGCAUGCUCAGGCAAAAAAACAAAUUUAGUAUUAUUUACGAUACGUUAAUCUAGUAAUAACUUUAUUUAUUUUGUUUCAUAUUUUCUGAUAGUUUACUGUAAUUUACUGAACGAUUACUAGCUAGUACACGUCAGUUGAUAAAACAUUUUGUUUUUGUUUGUUUGCACAUGAUGUUAUUUACCAUUAAAAUCCCGUUGGCUACACCUUCCGAAUGCCUUCCAAUGAAGGCCAAAUCUAUUCAUGCAUGUCUAGAUUGAUUCUCACUGACGCGCUGGCGGUGUCUCACGGGGGAGAACUGCCCCGGUACAGGGAAGACACGACCAGCAGGACGAGCUCGACGAUAUUUUUGGGAUUUUGCUUUUUGUCAGGGGGUGCCGUGUGAAUCGCUGGCAGAUUGCCGACAAUUCCAGCGGCCCAUUCCUAUCCUGUUUGUCGCACUGCUUUGCUCUUUGGUGUCUAUUCCGGCGGGGCGAACGGACAUCAUCAUCGCACAGUGCGGCGUGCGGUCCGCCUUUUCCAUCUCUCCCGGAGUUUAUAUACGAUUUUUCAGUCGAUUUUGAGUGUGGGGAUCGUUUUAUCCGUUUCCGCAAUUUGCUAUCUCGUGUCGAAUCUAUCCCAUGUCUCCUGUGAGUGUCAAAUGAAAUGAGGCAAAUUACGCCGGCUAGUUCCGAAAAUAAAUCUGCAUCUGCUACCAACGACGCUGCAUCUGCUGAACCACCUCCAUUACCCACAACCCAACCACCGCCCUUGGAGGACGAAUACGAAGACAUAGAAUACGGGACUGGGCAUAAAGCUACAUUCUCAAUUCGAUUUGGUGGGAAAAUGGAGCCGAGAAAAGGCGAUGGACGUCACUGUGAACUUUGUGGAUCCUCAAGUCCAAAAGUUCGGUGUGAGAAAUGUCUCAACCAAAUAUUUUGCUUAUCCUGCGAUGACAUGUAUCAUCGACACCCUAAAAGAAUGAAUCAUUCUAGAAAAGCGCUGGAUUGUAUAGUCCCGACCGUGAGACCACCACUGCCACCCAAAAAUGCCGAUUCUUCAAUUCCUCCACCACUACCCCCACCACGUAACAAAGGAAAGAAAGGCCCAUUUUCUACCCCAUUACUGAGCCGAAAAGAUUUUUCGACAUCGCGCUUGAAUGUUUUUACGACUCCUCUGCUAGGCAGGAAAAGCGGAGGAUCGAGUUCUCAAAAUCAACCGCCGCCGAUGACACCCUCCACGCCUCGCAAGGAAUCCUUCAUGGAGAAAAUGGGAUCUCUCAAGCGAUUCAUGGGCUCUAGGCCUCUGCCCUCAGCCCCAGACAGCAAGCCACCAGUGCCACCUGUGCCACCACCCAAAGAGGCGUCACCCAUUCAACUUUCACGGAAAUUUACGCCGCCAGGGAUUUUGAAAAAACCGGCAUACGGCCCUCCACCUUCACCCUCAUCAUCAACAUCGUUUGAACCACCAAGGCUCUCACAGACGAUGCCUAGAAAUCUGCCGCCCCCAUCUCCGGAUCUCAAAAUGUCGCAAUCAGUCGAUUCUCGCCAGCACCAAUUUCGACCAAUGCCGUCUUCACAAAGCAACAGUGGAAGUUUCGUCAGUUUGAAUGAAGCAGCGCAAAUGAGCUAUCCUGAUUGGGAAGAGGAAAGGAUGAAUUUGCGUCACCGAUCCAGCAGCAUUACUGGUGCCUCUGAUUGGGGAGCUCAUCCUGGUUAUCCUCGACCAUCAGGACAUCAUCAGCAACAUCCACCUCAACACCCUGGCUAUCCUCCGUCUUCUCGGAGGACUGCAGGACCCUCCGCUAUGAGUAGCUCGUCAGCCUGGGAUCUUUCGUCUGGACCUACCCAAGCUUUCCCACCGAUGGCGCCACCCAGUAGAGGAAAUCCAAUGCAACAGGCCCAAUCGAUGGCUCAGUUAAAUUGGCGACCAGGGAUGUGGCCACCUGGAGGCCCCGAAUUCGGUUGGGGAGAUUUCCAAAAUCCGAUGUUGGCGCAUAUGGGUGUCGUGGAUUCCCCAAUGAAAAGAACUCCCAGCAAUUUGAGCAUGUCGGCUGUUCCAGACGGUACUCAUGGCAUGUGGCCCCAACAACACAUGAUGCACCACCCAAUGAUGUACCCACACUUUCAUCCAUCCAUGAUGUACUUGACUGGUAGCCAGAGUCAUCUGAUGGGUGGGCCAGCUGGUCCUAUGAUGAUGAUGAAUUCUGGACAACAACCCUACGACCCACGACCGCCAUCACCGGCGUCCAGCCAACGAUCGAGACGCUCUCAAAAAUCGCAGCGAUCGUCGCAGCGCUCCUCUCAGAGUUCCUCUCAGAAGCCAAAUCGCCAUGGUGGUGGAUCCACGAGCUCCAAGCCCGGACGCUGGUCCGAAUCGGAAGAUUUAUCCGGAGACAGUGACGAUUCGUUGCAUGAUAGACCCACUUCCCCACGUAAGUCCUCGGUCUCUGGUCGGAGCGGUAAGAAUAAGGAUUAUGGGCCGGUCCAUCUAUCUAGUGGCGCCCGCCCUAGAAGUCCCAAAAUUUCACCUUCAGUACCCGCAGUUGACAAGGACUUUGACAAGGAUUGGGAGUGUACUCAUUGCACUUAUCACAACAAGGCCGAAACCCGCAUCUGUGCAGUUUGUUGUCGUACAUCCGAUCACCACGAGCAUCAAUCGGAGCAACAGGCAGUCGAGGAGGAAGACCUUCCCGUGGUCAUGUCGAAUUUGACAUUCAACAUCAAAGAAGACCGCACUCGCGACUCUGUCCCGGUGCAAUUAAAAAGCGAGCAGCUGGCGACCAAAGACAAGUCUCCCAGCCGAGCCGACGAUAGCCGCAGAGGUUCAAUGAAAUACGACAAUGUCAACAAGCACUACGAAGAUGUCAACGACAUGUUGAAACGGAUGCAAGUGCGCAAAGAGGACCCGAAACCCUACGUCACCCAACAACUCCCGCAGCAAGUCCCACCGCAACAGCUCCCGCUCCCCCAGCCAACGCAUCACAAUUCGCUGAUGGACGAAAUCGAUGCAGUGGAAGACGACGACGACGAAGAAGAAGAAGAAGAACGUUACAUCGAGAUGGAGGAGAAAGAGCCUCUGUACGAACGCGUUCAAUUUCCUCCCGUCUCCCCAACUGCCGCCGCCGCGUCAACAAACUAUGCAGCAGAAGAAGCCCAAGGUAAGAGCCAGUCAAAAUCCAGUGAUGAGGGGACUGGAAUAAGGGAAUCCAUUUCCGAGAGUUCGUCAUCGAGCGAGAAAAGUCCGGAAACUCAUAAGAAGACCGAGUCGUCAACCCCUAUCCCGAUAGCCAAAGAAAAAGUAGCAACUGAAAGCCAAUCUGUGAGUCCUGAUCUAGCCGAUACUAAGACAAAGAAAAUCGACCAGCCAAAGGAUGCAAAAGUGGUCACAGCUAUUACACCUGCUCUUGGUCUGGCAGCUCUCAAAAGUCUCAUUGCCAAAGCAGCCGCGGGGACGUUGAGUUCCAAAAGCUCAGUGGCUAAAAAUCAGAAUGAGACGGCUACAAAAACUGACGACCACUCUGAAGUGUCAGUUCCUCCGAACAAAGCAGUAUCUUCCGUCGGAAAGUCUACCGCGACCACAUCGACUUCUACAUCGACUUCGACCUCUACAGCUGUUGAUUCCAACGACGAUCCUAUUCAAGAGAACGAUUAUUGGUUGGAAGAGAAGUUGAAAAUGCAAAAUACAGUUGCAUACCAGUCAUUUCAAAAGGGAGCGCUUUUGAAAAAGACCCUGACUUCCAAGGGAACGUCUCCACCACCACAAACGAUAUCUACUCAGACUUACGAAGCUGUGGACCCUAUUCAAGAAGCAAUGCCUCUCAAAAUCAUAGAAAUCCCUGCUCCCAAGCUGAAACGGACAUUAUCUCUGAACGCGGGAACGAGAGAACUGAAAGAACCAGAACCAGAACCUCUGACCGGUCGUCAUAAUUUUAUGAGCCGCAGAUUUCAGCACAAACACAAUCCAGAAAAUCGAAGACAUUUUACUGGAUCUACUCAAAGCUUGCAUCAGUCAAUACCUCACGACGACAGUCCGCCUCCAAGGACGAUAAGUGGAACAUUUUCUGAUCGCAGCAUGUCCCAGGAAUCUAUGGAGAUGGAAGAAUCUGACAGUCCAUACAGAAGCAGUAAAAGUGGCCGAAGCAGGAACAACAGAUCCAUGAAAGACCUAAUGAUGGAAAAGCCAUACACUCAGCGCAAUUACGAGUCCGAUUAUGAUGACCGUCGCUUUUCUAAUUCUACUAGCGCUAGCCGAUAUCGACCUGAAUAUCGUCCCAGUGGUAGAGAACGACAUCCGCAGCACACGGCUCCGGCGUUGGAAACGCGUCGUAGGAUGUUCGAACGCGAGCAACUAGGUGGGCGCAGGUGGGAACCCGAAUACUCGGACUCUUACAGCGAUGUCGAGUUUAAGCGACACUAUGCCAAUGACACACCUCGUGAUCGUGGUAGAGAGAGAGAAAGAGAACGUGUCACAGAAUACAGAAGACUAUUUCAACAGCCCAGCCCAGCAGCCGAAGAUUUUAGAAUGAAUAAGACGUCCAUGAGACGCCAAGACAGUAGCACCAGCAAAAGCAGUCAGGAAUAUUCUUUCAAUAGACAUUAUCCUGAAGGAUUAUUUGAGACGUACCGUUCACGAUUUGAGGCGCGAUCCGGAAGGGGAACUUCGUCUGAAAAAUCCGCUCCCAGUAGUCGUGGUGGUUCCAUGACCAGUUUGGAACCUCCACCUUUGAUUGAAUCAAGGCGAAAUUUGGUUAAUCAAUUCAAACCUUUUGAUUAUCGAACGGCUUCAACGGGAGAUGACGCGAAAAAACGGCGCACCAAGCCUACUCUAGAAAAAGAUAAUCAACAAUCUCCGGCUGUGAAAUUAGACUUUCUUAUCAGGGAGGCAAAGGAUUUGGGAUUCGAGGCUGAGCAUCUUCAAAUUGCUUUAUCUCUAUGUGGUGACAGUCAGCCGGUAAACUGGCUCCGAGACAAUUGGCUAAAUAUGGUCGAUACAGUCGUCACACUGGCAACCAACUAUGGACACGAAAGACCUGAUAAUAACAUAGGUACACUAACGCGUGAAGAGGCCACUCGUUCAGUGCUGAAAAAUCAGGGCAACAUCUGGAAUUCCGUUACCGAGUGUGUUGAAGAGCGCCGUAGAAAAUUUAAUGAGCUGAUGAUCCGCGGUAAAGGCGAGUUUGAUCGCCAGGAUAUAAUUACAGCUUUGACGGCUAGUGCUGGAAACACUGAUAUUGCAUUCGCAGAGCUAUGUCGGCCGCCUCCACCUCCAGUUCCUAGCAAUAGCCCACCACUUCCCUUUCAUGAAAGAUCAGAUUCUUCGUCAUCUCCGAUUCCAUUCGCUGACGAUAUUUCCGAUUCGGAAGAUGAGGAAGAAACUGGACUCGAACCAGUUGCAAUCGAUUCCACUAAUAUUGCGCCAGCCAAGCAGAUAGAGAAACCUACUAGAAGUGUUGAAAAUUUACUUUACUUCCAAGCUACCCAAGAUCACGAGGAAGAUGACAUCUAUCAAGACAUUUCUGACCCCGAAGACGAUGCUAUGGCCGUCAUACCGAUCAAAAGUACUCCAGAAAAUGAAAACGACGUGGAAAUCUUUUCAACCGCUGAAAGUAGCCAAAAUGAUAUGACGGAAAUGGAUGUCGUUGACAUGAUGGGAACUCAACCUGAAAUUGUCGACGAAGAGAUGAAAGACGUCAUGGAGAAGCUGGACCAAGAUUUGCACAGAAUCGUGCAAAUGUCGGAUGAAAUUGGCCGGGCUAUGGCUGUCAACGAUUCGUCGGCCUUAAUGCAAGAAGACGAGGAAAACGAUGUAGAAGACGUGGAAGAAAUGGCCACUAUCGAACAAGAACUGUUGAUAGAAGAGCCUAAGGAAUCAAAUGUAAAUGAUAAAAUAGAAGACGACGAAGAAGAAUCGUUUGACGAAGAAGUUGUAGCAGAAACAGACGAAUUAAUAGAGGAAAAAGAAGAAAUCAGUGAAGUCAUAGAAGAAAAGGAAGACAUCGUACCGGUGCAAGAAGACAUCCCAAAAGUGAAGGAAGAAGCGACAGACUUAUCCGACGAAUUUACAGACGUAAAAGAAGAAAUUGCAGACUUAUUAGAAGAAGCUGCCGAAGUAAAUGAAGAAGUUUUAGAUAAUGUUGUGGCAGAAACUGCCAAAGAAGAAGGGGUGCAACAAGUACCAGAAGAAAUAAAUAAUGGAACUGACUUGAACCAGGAAGAGCUACCAACUGAUUCAGAUGUAAUCUACGAAGACUAUGAAAACACAAAUGUGCCAAUGGAUGAGGUCUCUACUACUGUACCGAUGGCUGUCGAGGAAGAUGACGAAGAAAUCAAUUAUAUCGAUGACGACGAAGAGGAGUACGAAGAGGAGUACGAGGAAGAGUACGAGGAAGACGUUGCAGGCGCCAUCAGUGACGACCAUGAGUCGGUCGAAGAUGUACAACGGCCGUUUAGCGCUGAUAUUUUUGAGCGACAUGUGCAGCAGGUUAUCGAAGAAGAUUUUCCAGAGAGCCAAAACGCCAAAGCACCAGCCGUUCAGAUUAUCUCUUCGAAACUAAAUCAGGUUAUGAACAGAGAGGUAACGACAACAACCAAGAACACACCCGAAGCUGUCCCCGCUCCCUAUGAGCGCAAGGUCCGUCAAUUGCUGGCAGAGGGUAAAGCAGUGUCUUACGAAAAAGCUGAACUUGCUGCUAGACUUAUGGAUCUGAAGUUUGACGAGGACGAAUCGAUUUAUGCAGCUAACGAAUGCGGUUCGCUCUACAUGGCUAUAUCUUAUUUACAACAGGAUUGCGAGUUAUGCGCUAGUAAAUACGGCGUCAAGGAGAUGGUGUCUAUGCUUCAUUGCACUCAUCGAUGUUGCCGAGGAUGCGCACAGACUUAUUUUUCCACCCAAAUUCGUGAUCGAACGAUCGUGGAUGCUGUAUGUCCGUUUUGUUCCGAGCCAGCAAAUCUUGCUGAGGACGAUGAAUUAGCGAUGGACUAUUUCACUCAUCUGGACAUAAUGCUUAAGGGAAUCGUGCCGCACGAUAUUCACGAACUCUUUCAGCGUAAAUUGCGUGACCGCACUUUGGCCAAGGAUCCGAACUUUAAGUGGUGCAAUAAGUGUUCAUCUGGGUUUAUCGCAAAUCCACGUCAAAAGCGACUUAUAUGUCCAGAUUGUCGAGCCGUUACUUGCGCAACUUGCCGUAAACCAUGGGAGAAACAACACGAAGGUUUGACUUGCGAAAAAUUUGCCGAGUGGAAAGAAGCUAACGACCCGGAAUAUCAAGCCGAAGGACUGGCUAAACAUUUGGCAGAGAAUGGAAUACGUUGUCCACAAUGCCGUUUCCAGUUUUCACUAACUCGCGGAGGAUGCAUGCACUUCACGUGCACUCAGUGCAAAUGGGAAUUUUGUUCUGGGUGCGACCGGCAGUUUUUAAUGGGUUCCCGGUGUGGAGUUGGGCCAUUUUGUGACAAACUUGGAUUGCACGCCCAUCACCCUCGAAAUUGUCUAUUCUAUCUACGAGACAAGGAGCCACGGGAUCUCCAAAAGCUUUUGACGGAACAUGGAGUUCCAUUCAUGACUGAGCCACAUGAUUCAACAGAAGGACCUAAACAGUGCGUUGUCCAACUGCAACGAGAAACAUCAGAAGGAUUGGUCGAUGAUGUCUGUUCCAACGAAGUUAAAGAAGGGCAGGCUGGACUUUGCAGGCUCCAUUAUGUGGAAUACCUUGCGGCCUUGAUCACGAAAAACGAUGUGGAUCCCUUGGAUAUCUUUAGCUCAGAUGAACUUGAAACGUUAUUACAAACGGCCAGCAUUCGGCGGCCAUCUCGGAAUCUUCCACCGAACGCACCUCUUGUGUCAUACCGCCGUAGACUACUUGAGGUGAUCGAAGAGCAGCUGCCACUUAAUUGAAGCUAUGUGAACCGUAGGUCGCCUCCGACCGAACCGAGGAUUUUCCAACCCAGAUGUCUGGUCAUAUUUGAUUUACUAACUUGUACUUUUUUCUCCGAUAACUUCAAUAAACCAAAGGCGGCUCCGGUCUUUUUUUGGCUAUUAAAAA
Messenger RNA from Daphnia pulicaria, 8048 nucleotides. Its product is annotated as E3 ubiquitin-protein ligase lubel-like. Gene Ontology annotation, cellular component: LUBAC complex. Bases 671 to 7900 code for a protein of 2409 amino acids. Gene Ontology annotation, biological process: protein linear polyubiquitination. The record is from RefSeq and is a predicted model, not a curated record. The transcript has 25 exons. Lineage: Eukaryota; Metazoa; Arthropoda; Branchiopoda; Diplostraca; Daphniidae. Gene Ontology annotation, molecular function: K48-linked polyubiquitin modification-dependent protein binding; ubiquitin protein ligase activity; K63-linked polyubiquitin modification-dependent protein binding.